Molecule: messenger RNA, 592 nt
Organism: Tuber melanosporum (Perigord truffle)
Lineage: Eukaryota; Fungi; Ascomycota; Pezizomycetes; Pezizales; Tuberaceae
Exons: 7
Coding region: 1-441 (146 amino acids)
Biological process (GO): mitochondrial electron transport, ubiquinol to cytochrome c
Source: RefSeq, a predicted model, not a curated record
AUGUGCCUUAACCGCACAGAACGCCUUGAGCCCUUUUCAAGAGAAUCGUUGCUCGGUUUUCAACAUCUAAACACCGAUCCAAUCACCGGUAUCACUUUAUCAUACACCCACCCCCCCCUUUCACCUCCAACUUCGGCAACAACCCACUUCCACACCCGCCAUCACAGCCUCGGUGCCUUCAGGAAUAUCACAAUGGUUCGUUACGUUUCUCCUUAUGGCCCAAAAUUGAGGCCUUCCUCCUUCAACAUCAUGGGAUACCCAAUCAAGAGCCUCCGGCCCAUUGGCAUUAGUGCUGCAAGCUUCGCAGCCGUUGCUGGAGGAACUGUCAUCUUCAUCCUUGAAGGAGUUCCCCGCGUUCAGAAAGACAUCUUGCAGAAGCUGCCCUUGAUCGGAAGCUACUGGACUGGGCGAGAGAAGCCCGCAUCGGACAACCCGUUCUAAACGAUUUUUAUCGAUCGAUUGUGCCUGUUUUCUUCCUUCAGCGGGCGGCGGGCACAGGGUACCCUCGCAUUCGUGGAUAAAAGCGAGGACCGACGGAUAGCGCGCGAUGUGUAUAAAAGGGCUAGAAUUUAGAGUUCAUUGAAUCCACCAA